Molecule: messenger RNA, 2469 nt
Organism: Leptinotarsa decemlineata (Colorado potato beetle)
Lineage: Eukaryota; Metazoa; Arthropoda; Insecta; Coleoptera; Chrysomelidae
Gene: Cul3
Product: Cullin 3
Biological process (GO): ubiquitin-dependent protein catabolic process
Cellular component (GO): cullin-RING ubiquitin ligase complex
Molecular function (GO): ubiquitin protein ligase binding
Source: RefSeq, a predicted model, not a curated record
AACAAGAAAUAAAAAUUCAUUGUCAUUUUACAACUUUUUAUGGAACAUUUUAAAAAUAUAAGAUAAUUCAAAUCAUUCGAAAGUUGAAAUUAAGUUCAUAGGAAGAUUUAUUCAAUAGCUACAUAUCAAUAUUUCUCAUGAUAUACCAUAUAUAUCAUGAAUAGUAACUCAUAUUUUACAAAGUAUUGGGAUCAUUGGGAAACACCAGGAGAUAAAAUGACUAUGGACGAAAAAUAUGUCGAGAGUAUAUGGGCCCUGUUGAAAAAUGCUAUUCAAGAAAUUCAAAAGAAGAAUAACUCUGGACUGAGUUUUGAAGAACUUUAUCGCAAUGCUUACACCAUGGUUCUACAUAAGCAUGGUGAAAGGUUAUAUACCGGAUUAAAAGAAGUUGUUACUAACCAUCUUGAACUCAAGGUCAGAGAAGACGUAUUGAAAUCAUUACAUAACAAUUUCCUAAUGACUUUAAACCAAGCCUGGAAUGAUCAUCAAACGUCCAUGGUUAUGAUUCGUGACAUUCUGAUGUAUAUGGAUAGAGUUUAUGUUCAACAAAACGAUGUUGAUAAUGUUUAUAAUCUUGGAUUGAUUAUAUUCAGAGACCAGGUUGUUCGACACGGAUGUAUAAGAGACCAUUUGAGAGAAACACUUCUUGAUAUGGUCAUGAGAGAACGAAGAGGAGAGAAAGUAGACCGUAUAUCCAUAAAGAAUGCCUGCCAAAUGUUAAUGGUUCUCGGUAUCAAUGCUAGAUCAGUCUAUGAGGAAGAUUUUGAAAGGCCCUUCUUGCAGCAGUCUGCAGAAUUUUAUAAGGUUGAAAGUCAGAGGUUUUUAGCUGAGAACAGCGCAUCUGUAUAUAUAAAAAAAGUUGAAGCUCGUAUAAAUGAAGAGUCCGACAGGGCCAAGCAUUAUUUGGAUGAGUCUACCGAAUCUCGAAUUGUAGAGGUUGUUGAAGAGGAGCUGAUCAAGAAACAUAUGAAAACAAUCGUGGAGAUGGAAAAUUCUGGGGUUGUACAUAUGCUGAAACAUCAAAAAACCGAAGAUCUCGCCUGUAUGUAUAAACUGUUUGGGCGGGUAAUAGACGGUUUAAAAACGAUGGCAGACUGCGUAAGCCUUUAUCUGAGAGAGCAAGGCAAGGCAUUGGUCCAAGAAGAAGAUCACCAAGUAGCGACCAAUGCAAUUACUUUUGUGCAAUCACUUUUAGACUUGAAAGACGGAUUCGAUCACUUCCUCAAGAAUUCGUUCAAUAACGACAAAAUAUUCAAACAGAUGAUUGCCUCCGAUUUCGAACACUUCCUCAAUCUCAAUCCAAAAUCUCCGGAGUAUCUGUCUUUGUUCGUUGACGACAAACUCAAGAAAGGCGUGAAAGGGAUGUCGGAACAAGACAUAGAAUUAGUUCUAGAUAAAUCAAUGGUACUAUUUAGGUUCCUUCAAGAAAAAGAUGUAUUCGAACGGUAUUAUAAACAGCAUUUGGCUAAACGGUUAUUACUCAACAAAUCUGUCAGUGAUGAUUGGGAGAAAAAUAUGAUCUCGAAGUUGAAGACGGAGUGUGGUUGUCAGUUCACCUCGAAGUUAGAAGGAAUGUUCAAAGACAUGACAGUGUCGAACACGAUAAUGGAAGAAUUCAAAGAGCACGUCUCGAAAUCAGAGACAAAUUUGGGUGGAGUGGAUUUAUUUAUGCGAGUCCUGACGACUGGUUUCUGGCCUACCCAAAGCGCGACUCCGAAAUGUCACAUACCAGCUGUACCGCUUGCUGCCUUCGAAUGUUUCAGAAGGUUUUAUUUGGCCAAACAUAGCGGGCGUCAAUUAACACUACAGCCGCAGCUAGGCAAUGCCGAUCUCAACGCAGUGUUUUAUGGUUCAAAGAAGGAUGACAGUGACAAAGAUGGAGCAUGCUCGUCUUCUACCAGCUUGGUAUCGUCCAGAACAGGACCAAGAAAGCAUAUAAUCCAGGUAUCUACCUAUCAAAUGGUAGUGCUGAUGCUAUUCAAUAACCACGAUAAACUCACCUACGAGGAAAUACUGAAUGAGUCUGACAUACCAGAACGCGAUCUCAUCAGAGCGCUGCAGUCCCUCGCCAUGGGAAAAGCGACUCAACGUAUUCUCAUCAAAAACCCCAAGACCAAGGAAAUCGAAUCCUCUCACGAGUUCUACGUCAACGAUUCCUUCACUUCAAAGUUGCAUCGAGUGAAAAUUCAAACGGUAGCUGCCAAAGGAGAAAGCGAGCCAGAACGUCGCGAAACCAGGAAUAAGGUCGAUGAAGACAGGAAGCACGAAAUAGAGGCCGCGAUUGUUAGAAUUAUGAAGUCGCGGAAACGGAUGGCACACAACAUCUUGGUUACUGAAGUGACUGAGCAGCUCAAGAGCAGAUUCCUGCCUUCGCCGGUUAUCAUCAAAAAGAGAAUAGAAGGUCUGAUCGAGAGGGAGUAUUUAGCUCGGACGCCCGAGGACAGAAAAAUGUACACUUACGUUGCAUGA